Molecule: messenger RNA, 1759 nt
Organism: Toxorhynchites rutilus septentrionalis
Lineage: Eukaryota; Metazoa; Arthropoda; Insecta; Diptera; Culicidae
Product: lipase 1-like
Exons: 3
Coding region: 292-1557 (421 amino acids)
Biological process (GO): lipid metabolic process
Molecular function (GO): hydrolase activity, acting on ester bonds
Source: RefSeq, a predicted model, not a curated record
ACGCAUUCCAAUCCUUCCUGCGAUCAACUGCUUAUCAAUCAUACGCGACUCUCGCGCGCAAGUACGCAACCACCGCGUUUACUCUCCGCGUUACAACAAAACGGAAAACCCCUCACAGCCGGGCUGUAGAAUGUGAUAAUCAACCCGCCGAUGCAACAAGGCACAAGCCUCGCGCCAACAGUCGCAACCUGUUGAACUUGAUCAAACUUGAACUUGGCUCAGUUCUAAUCAGAACGUUGUCACAGCCGGACUCGCCGAGGAUUCUCCGCUAACCGCGCUAACGUCACGCAAAUGGGUGCCAUCUGUUGGUGGAUUUUUUUCGUCAUCGGUCUCCUGGUGACUGGUGCAUCCGUUGUGGAGGAAAAUGAAGAUGGGACGAGUGAGAACGAUAUCGGGUUGGAGAAAGCAGACGAUUGUUUCAGGAUUGACGAUGAGGAUGCGGAUCUGACGGUUCCCCAGCUUAUCACCAAGUAUGGAUACAAGAUGGAAAAUCACGUCGUGGAAACAGAGGACGGAUAUCUGCUCACGAUGUUUCGGAUUCUGCCACGGCAGGCGCCGAUAUCGAAGAAAUUCCCCGUUCUGAUAAUACACGGUCUGCUGGGAAGCUCAGCCGAUUUCGUGAUCAGCGGACCGAACAAUAGUCUGGCAUACAUACUCGCCGAUAACGGUUACGACGUUUGGCUGGGAAAUGUGCGUGGUUCGCGUUAUUCGAAGGACCACUCUUCAAUGUCGACCGAUUCGAAGGAAUACUGGGACUUUACUUGGCACGAGAUGGGUUAUUACGAUUCACCGGCCAUGAUCGAUCGGGUGCUGAACACGACCGGUUCGAAGAAGCUCCACUUCAUAGGACACUCGCAGGGGACCACCACUUACUUCGCCAUGAGUUGCAGCCGACCGGACUAUAACGGGAAAGUGGUUCUCAUGACGGCCCUAUCGCCAGCAGUGAUCCUCAAGCGAAUACGGAGUCCUGUUCUCCGGCUGAUGUUGGAUAUUGCUGACCCGCUGAAGGAGGUACUCGAUACUUUGAAUGUGUAUGAAUUCCUCCCAUACAACGCCAAUAAUAUUCGGAUUGCACGUUCCCUCUGCCCACAUGAACAGAAAAAUAAUAUUUGCUCGCAAUUAGUGGGACAGAUAACAGGACCCCAUCCGGAAAUGUAUGAUCAGAAAGUAGCCCUCGCUUACAUGGGUCACAGCCCAGCGGGUGCGUCCACCAAGCAGAUGAUGCACUUCGUUCAACUCGUCCGGAGUGGACUGUUCCGUCAGUACGACUAUGGCAAAAAGGGAAACCAACAAAGCUACAACGACUGGAAGCCCCCGAACUACAACCUAUCCGUCUCGUCAGCUCCGGUUCAAAUUUUCUACGGGUUGAAUGACUGGAUGGUGCAUCCGCGGGAUGUCCAACAGUUUGCGAAGAUGCUGCCCCAGCUGAUCUCGGCGGUCCAGAUACCGGAUAAAAAGUUCAAUCAUCUUGAUUUCAUUAUGGCGAAAAACGUUCGCUCCCAGGUGUACGAUAAGCUAAUGGCAGUGCUGGAGCAAUACAACAGUUUCAACAAUUGAUUCUCCCCUGUUUUAAUGAAUGUGAGAACAUUACAACAUUAUUAGUAACUGCGAAGAAAACGAUGUUCGUGUUCUAGGCGCGUUCUAACAAUCUAAACCGGGUUUGAUUGGCGUCAUCUCGAUGGGAUAGGUCCCGAGUGGUAUAUUGUAAUUUUACGUUUCGUGAAUUAACCCUUUCGUGCUCAUUGAGGCAAUAAGAGGA